This is a messenger RNA of Arabis nemorensis, 1296 nucleotides long. Lineage: Eukaryota; Viridiplantae; Streptophyta; Magnoliopsida; Brassicales; Brassicaceae. The record is from the annotation of a GenBank genome assembly.
AUGUCUGGAAAAACCAAGAUUCACCGAGAGGUUCGACUCAGUUUUCAUGACAGACGUUCAUGGUUAAUUAGGAAGCAUUUGAAUGAUAGUCCUGAGGAUCGAGUGCUCGGUGCUGCUAAGGAAGAGCUUAUCAGGAGAAAGAAGAGAAGAAUACGACCAGAGAUUCCUCUUCCUAUGCAUUUGGUGAAUGAAGAGAUUCUUACGAGACUGCCUGCUAAAUCACUCAUGAGAUUCAACUGUGUCUCCAAGCUUUGGUCAUCUCACAUCAACUCACCAUAUUUCACCAACCGCUUCCUCACCCAACGACGUCCUCCUCGUAUUCACAUGUGCUUGCUGGAUCCUAGUGACCGCCACAAAGAUGUAACACUAUCAUUGACUCCAGACACUACGUCUUCUUCCUUUGUAGUCAACCACGAUCUGACCAUUCCAUGGAGGGGAAGCUACUUCUUGCAAAGUCUUCGUGGCUUCAUGUGCUACACCUACUGGAAAAAGCCGCGGAUCUUUAACCCUCCCACCAGACAGCUCGUCACCUUACCCGCCCCCGUCAAAUCCUCCAAGAUCACAAAUGGUACAGUCGUUACCUACUAUUACGGAUACGACCCUGUUAACGACCAGUACAAAGUGGUCUGGUCAACUGGUUUUUACUUCAAACAUUUGCAAGAGAUGAGGUCAGAGCAUUGGGUAUAUGUCCUAAAACCUGGACGACGUUCCUGGAAAAAGGUGGCUCCAACUCCACCGGACUAUCAUCCUCACUAUCCGACCAGAGUAGGAGUGUGUAUCGACGGGGUUAUAUAUUACCUGGCUUGGACUGGUAUUUACAGUUGUGCGGUUGUGAGUUUCCACAUUAGAUCCGAAGAGUUUAAAACGAUCCAAGCACCUCACAGGGACGGAGAUGAGCUCCAUGAAGGAAUCUUCAGUGCGAGUCUUAUAGAGUAUUGUGGCAAAGUAACUAUCAUUGACCAAACCAAUCUUAGAAACAAGGGUUUGUUAGAUUUAUGGGUUGUGGAAGACGCCGGGAACAAUCAUUGGUCGAGGAGCUACAUUUGGUCAAUGAAACCAUGUUCAAUUUCAAAGCUACAACAUGGCAAGCUUUUCUUGAUUCCAAGGGAUUGUUUUUUUCCCUUUCACAUUCUGUGUUAUGAUCUGCAAAGCAAUGAUUUGCAAAAGAUCGAAAUCAAAGGUGUACCAGACGACUGGUCAAAUAAGUCGAAUAAGGAGGAAUCGGAUAUUCACGUUAUGUUGAUAGAGAUGAGUGAGAGUCUAUUUAAGGUGAUCGAUGUUGAUGGAUCAGAGUGA